This is a messenger RNA of Ectocarpus sp. CCAP 1310/34, 969 nucleotides long. NCBI's taxonomy places the organism in Eukaryota, Phaeophyceae, Ectocarpales, Ectocarpaceae. The record is from the annotation of a GenBank genome assembly.
AUGUUCCUCGCAGCAGUUGCUCGCCCGCGGUAUGACACCAGCCGGCGCUGCAAUUUCACAGGCAAGCUCGGUAUCUUUCCGUUCACCGUACAGCGCCCCGCGCAGCGCAACAGCAGGAACAGGGCGGCUGGGACGAUGGAGACCAAGUGUGUGGAAGUGACGAAAGAGGUUUUCAAGAGGAAGGUGGUGGAUGAGGUCAUCCCCGCCAUCAAGGCUCGCUGGCCCGGAGGAAGGGGACGNAAAACCAACCGGUGCUGCAAUUUCACAGGCAAGCUCGGUAUCUUUCAGUUCACCGUACAGCGCGCCGCGCAGCGCAACAGCAGGAACAGGGCGGCUGGGACGAUGGAGACCAAGUGUGUGGAGGUGACGAAAGAGGUUUUCAAGAGGAAGGUGGUGGACGAGGUCUUCCCCGCCAUCAAGGCUCGCUGGCCUGGGGGAAGGGGACGAACAAUCUACAUCCAGCUGGACAAUAAGCCGUCCCACCGCAUCAACGCCGAUCCGGACGUCGUGGCCGCUGGCAUUGCCGACGGCUGGGACAUCAGGCUCAUCAACCAGCCAUCCAACAGUCCAGACACCAACAUCCUGGACCUGGGGUUCUUCAACGCAGUUCAAUCUCUCCAAGACCGCAACACUCCGAGGACGGUUGACGAGUUCAUCACCGAGGUGAAGAGGGCCUUCGAGGAACAGAGCCCUUCUACCCAUGACAAGGUCUGGGUAUCCCUCCAGGCAAUUCUGCAGAUCAUUCUCGCGAAAGGCAACAACACCUUCAAACUCCCGCAUCUGAAGAAGGACAAUGCGGCGAACUCGGGGAGAUCCAUUCCGAAGGAGUUGCCGCUGAGCGCCGAGGCAUCGACGGCGGUUCGGGCUGCAAGUGCCGCGACUGCGGCGGGGGUUCAGCUUGAGAAGGGACAGAGGGGGGGGGCGACGUUGCCGUUGACCUACUGCGGUACUGCUGCAUCUUGGGUGUAA